GCAGAAGGGUCGUGUGCAACUGACACUUUGCACAAAAGAAGAGGAGGAAGAAGAGGAAAGUGACAACUGCGAACAUCCACUUGCAACAGCAGUGCACACAACGAGUUCAGGAUGGAUCCGCGGGACUUGGCGGCGUUCCAGCCAAAGCAGCUGGAGGAAGUGAACAGGGACGUUGCCGGCAAGCGAGCACACGAUGCUGAAGGCGACAGUGACCAGCACGCAAGCAAGCGUGCAGCAGUGAUGUCACGCGACGACCCCAUGUAUGACGACGAUGGAGAGGACGAGGAGGAGCAAGAGAAGCUGCGCAUCCUUCGCCAAAUCCAGGAGGACAAGUCGGAGGUUCGCGCGUUUGAUGCAACGACCAUGAAGAAGCUUGCUCUUGGGCUGGAGCGCAAGUUCACUGCCAACCAACAGAUGCGCAUCAAGCACCCUGAUGAGCCCCUCAAGUUCAUGGAAUCGGAGGUGCAGUUGCACGAUGAGAUCAAAGGCUUCAGCGUCGCCGCCACAGCUCCGCAGCACUACGGCGCCUUGAUUCGCCUCAACACCCCCGCCACCCUCAUUGCCCUCCUUGGCCACGAGAACACCGACAUCGUCGUCGCCACCAUCAAUGUGCUUCAGGAGAUGACCGAUCUUGAGACCUCCACCCAGGGCAUCGAGCAAGCGGCAAAGUUCGCAGACGCGCUGAUGGAGAACGACUUCUUCGACACGCUGCUGCCGAGCUUGGACGGCCUCAACGAAGCAAGGAAGGACGAGGCAGAGGCCAUACACAACACCAUGUCCAUCAUUGAACACAUGAUUGAGAUGAGGGACACCAUGGGCGAGACCCUAGUGCUCAAUACCCGGGUUCUUCCCUGGCUCAUCGCUCGCAUCAAGAGGAGGUAUGGGAGCAACACGCUGUACGCGAGCGAGCUGCUUGCAAUGCUGCUGCAACAGAGCGAGAAGACCAAAGAGAAGUUUGGCAAGAUUGAUGGCAUUGACGCGCUGCUGCAGACGCUUGCGCGGUACCGGAAGAUGGAUCCGGCCUCCGACGAAGAAGCGGAAUGCAUGGAGAACAUCUUCGAUUCGCUCUGCUCGGCCAUCCUCCUUGAAGCGAACAAGGCGCGAUUCAUGGAGGCGGAGGGCGUUGAGCUGAUGGUUCGCCUGCUUCGGCAGCGGAAACUCAGCCGCUUCGGCGCACUUAAGGUUGUUGAUUUCAUCACGACGGAAGGGGAGUACAGCCGUCGCGCUGCCGACAUUUUCCUGGAGCAGUUGGGCCUGGCGGCACUCUUUCCGCUACUCAUGAAGAUUCCGAAAAUGAAGAAGUUCGCGACAUACAAGGGCAGCGAGGGCAAGCUGGAGGAGCAUGUUGUGUCACUGCUGGCGUCGCUGCUGCGAGAACUGCGGGACACGGAUCGCCCACGACAGCGCAUCCUUGCCAAGUUUGUGGAGAAGAACUUUGAAAAAUGUGUGCGUCUGGCCGAGUUACAUGAACAACACAGUCAGCUGCUGCAGAGGUGUGAGCGCCAACUCGAGGCCGAACGAGAGCAUGCACGCGCACAGGAUGAAGUCAUCGACGAGGAGUAUGAAAACGAAGAAUAUCUUGACCGCCUCGACAAUGGCCUGACCAUGCUGCAAUAUGUCGAUUACGUCGUGGCGGAAGUGGUCGAUGGCCUUGGUGAUGAGAUGCGCUCUGAGAUGAUUCGCAUCUUCAAGCUCAAGCGAGCAAACUUUGAAGAAGUCAAAACCAUCCUCGAAGACUACGCGGAGAACACAGGCGAGGCUGACAAGGAAGGCACUUUUGGCCAUCGUCUGCUGCAGCUGGCGCGCACAGUCGUUGGACAGCACAGCAGCGAGCCUGAACCGCAAACAUCCGCAACACCAGAAGCCAAGAAGGAACCAUCUGACAAGUAGUGUGUGUGUGUGUGUGUGUCUGUGCGUCUGUGUGUCUGUGUGUGUGUGUGUGUGUGUGUGUGUGUGGUGUAACAAAAUCCGGACAUUGCCGUUUUGUCAUUUUGGCGGGAAAAUGAACCUUCCGA
Salpingoeca rosetta is the source of this 2015-nucleotide messenger RNA. RefSeq lists its product as uncharacterized. NCBI's taxonomy places the organism in Eukaryota, Choanoflagellata, Craspedida, Salpingoecidae. Gene Ontology annotation, cellular component: spliceosomal complex. Bases 112 to 1890 code for a protein of 592 amino acids. The transcript is spliced from 19 exons. The record is from RefSeq and is a predicted model, not a curated record.